Messenger RNA from Diaporthe citri, 1630 nucleotides. RefSeq lists its product as uncharacterized. The record is from RefSeq and is a predicted model, not a curated record. Gene Ontology annotation, biological process: long-chain fatty acid biosynthetic process. The annotation marks the transcript as partial. Gene Ontology annotation, molecular function: transferase activity. Lineage: Eukaryota; Fungi; Ascomycota; Sordariomycetes; Diaporthales; Diaporthaceae. The transcript is spliced from 4 exons. Gene Ontology annotation, cellular component: fatty acid synthase complex.
AUGUACGGCACGGGUACUGGCGCCCAGACGGGCGUGUCGACCCCUCGGUCUUCCGCCUCUCUCCGACCUCUGACCGUGUCCCACGGCACUCUCGAAACCUCUUUCCUCAUCCCUACAAGCCUCCACUUCCACGCCCUCCAACUAAAAGACCGCUUCAGUGCGAGUCUUCCACCACCAACCGACGAGCUCGCGCAAGAUGACGAGCCAUCUUCCACGCCUGAGCUGGGCGAAGAUGACUCUCAGGGCUCUUACGAGGAUGUGCUCAAGUUGAUUCUCAACGAAUUCGAGCGGGCCUUCCUCCGCGGCAACGAUGUCCACGCAUUGGUUGCAACUCUGCCUGGCAUCGACGCGUCCGAGGGGAUGCCUCGGGCCUUCCUCCGCGGCAACGAUGUCCACGCAUUGGUUGCAACUCUGCCUGGCAUCGACGCAAAGAAGUCCGAGGUCCUCCGCAGCUACUACGCCUCAAGGUCGGUGCUGAACAGGGCUGUCCGCCCCCACCAGUCUGCUCUCUUCCGCGCAUCUGAGGAAGGGGAUGCCUCCAUCUAUAACAUUUUUGGUGGCCAGGGCAACAUCGAGGAGUAUUUCGAGGAGCUGCGGGAGCUGUGGCAAACCUACCCAUCCUUCGUUGGGGACCUCAUCUUGACCGCUGCCGAGCAGCUGCAAACUCUGGCUAACAACCCAUCGGCCGAGAAGCUGUUCACUAAGGGUCUGGACAUCAUGAACUGGCUGCAAAAUCCAGAAGCCACCCCGGAUGUGGAAUACCUGAUCACCGCUCCUGUGAGCUUCCCACUGAUCGGACUUGUGCAGCUGGCGCAUUACGAGGUCACCUGCAAGGCCCUCGGAAUCCACCCAGGCACGCUGAGGGAACGAAUUAGUGGUACGACUGGUCACUCUCAAGGUGUUGUGAUGGCAGCUGCCACUGCCGCGGCCGACUCUUGGGAGACUUGGCCAGAAAUCGUCAAGUCUUCCCUCUCGAUCCUUUUCUGGAUCGGUGCUCGCAGCCAGCAGACUUUUCCUCGGACUUCCAUGACUCCUUCGGUGCUGCAGGACUCGAUCGAGAACGGCGAGGGGACUCCCACGCCCAUGCUGAGCAUUCGUGACCUCUCGCAAGAUCAGGUCCAAACGCACAUCGACGCAACCAACAAGUACCUGCCCGCCGACCGACACAUCGCCAUUUCACUCAUCAACAGCCCGCGCAACAUGGUCGUGACCGGACCUCCCAUGUCCUUGUACGGUCUCAACUUGCAGCUCCGGAAAGUCAAGGCACCUACGGGUCUUGACCAAACACGGAUUCCGCACACGCAGCGGAAAGUCCGAUUUGUCAAUCGAUUCCUGCCGAUUACUGCUCCUUUCCACAGCAAGUACCUCGCUGAGGCGACGUCUCUGAUCGAUGAAGACCUCAAGAACAUCAAGAUCGAUGCUGAGUCGCUUGCCAUCCCCGUUUACGACACCAACACUGGGAAGGACAUCCGCGAGGAAGUCAAGGGCUCACUCGCGACAACCGGAACUGGGAGAGGCGACAAUUUCGAGAACGCGACCCGGCGGGGGGGCGUCCUGGAUUUCGCCCAGGAAGGCACCGGUGUCCGCGUCAUUCUCGCUGGCACCGUCAGCGGAUCAGCCAACGAUGUCG